Molecule: messenger RNA, 2207 nt
Organism: Paramormyrops kingsleyae
Lineage: Eukaryota; Metazoa; Chordata; Actinopteri; Osteoglossiformes; Mormyridae
Product: transmembrane protein 150A
Biological process (GO): protein localization to plasma membrane
Cellular component (GO): plasma membrane
Source: RefSeq, a predicted model, not a curated record
CGGUUGGCUUAUACACGUGGGAAGAGCGGGGGACUGAUCGCACUGUGAUGCUUCACUAUUUAAAUAACUAAAUGCUUUAAGAUUAUAUCUUAACACGUAAUAUUAUUCAUUAGAGCAAAGAAGUAUCAGUUGACUGGUAUAGGGGUAAAAGUCUAGAGAGUGUUAAAUAAAGCAGUCUACCCUUUCGUUUCUGUGUCGGUUUUGUGUCGAUCGUUUCGUUUCUAUAAUAUAAAUACGUUCCUUAUUCUAAUAGUUUUUUUUUCCGCACAAUUUUUUUUGAUUGGGUGUAUUGUGCCACCAAGAUGAGCAAUGCUGUCGAACGAAAUUUACACACUGCUUAUACAGAAGACCCAGCCUGCCUGAGACAGGUUUGGUGCAGGGAGUGGCUAUAAAGAACCCAGGGCUUCCAGAGGUCUGACGUGAAAGGGGAGGAAUGCAGGCGGAGGAGACGAGUCGACCUGACUGCCAGCUCCGUGACGUGAAGAAGCAUCUUAUCAGUGGUCUACAGGAAGUUGGGUCUCCCACGCCUGCAUCUUCACUCUGAUCUUCAGAGACUCUCUUGCUUCUCAACCCUGUCCUCGACAAGUCAUGGUUUACUGGAUCUUCAUACCCAUCACUGUGUCAGUGGUGUCCUUCAUUGGGUCUUGGGCAGUGUACGGCCUGGCACUCAGCUACGGUCAUGUCUGUUCCCUUAGCAACUGGCAAUACAGGAAUUCCUGCGAACCGAACAUGUCCGAGUUGUGCUGCACGGACAGCCGUGUGCCCACGAUAAGCACAAGUGGGAAAGGUAUCCCAGAGAACUCCUUGUUUACAGCCACCAUCAGUGCAGGCUCCUUCUUGUUCCUGGUCUUCUGUGUCUUCCACCAUGCCCACAUUCUGAACAAGUGCAGUACUCAGGCUGUCCUGAGCCGGCUGGCUUUGGGCUUUGGCUGUGUAGCAUCCAUUGGUGCCUUUGUGGCUGGAAACUGCAACCCUGGAUACCUGGUGCUGCUACACUACCUGGGGGCAGCGGUCAGCUUCAUUUGCAUCUGCUUCUACUGCCUCCUGCUGACAAUGCUGACGGGUAACUGUUUGCUCACGGGCAAGGAGAAAGUCCUUUACCCCGUUCGCGCCCUGUCCACUGCCCUCCAGGUCCUCGUUACUCUCUUUUACUGCAUCUUCUUUGCCCAAGAGCCGUACCUGUUGAAGCACCUGUCGGCUGUCUUUGAGUGGAUCCUUAGUAUGAACCUGGAACUUUUCGAACUGAGUUUUGUAUUUGAGUUCUACGUCUUCUCAUCAUCCAUGUUGUCUUCGCUGAUUAAUACAGAAGAAGAGGAGAAGUCCCUCAUUAUGUCCUGAUGACCUUCCCAAGACGAGACUCUGAUUUUAUUACAUCAGUAUGCGCCAGACCGUGACAGGGAAGGCCUUCACAUUUUAGUGAGAUAACCAUGCGCUUUUGUUACCCUUUACCUCAGGCGGAACUUCUCCGGAUCAUCGAAAUCAGCUUUUCACAGGGAAGCUUGGACCUACCACUAGAUAGAUAGCAAACUGAUCACCAUGACCAUUUGUCCCGUUAUGCCUUCAGAGACAGCCUUUAGGAGACUUUGAGAGCCAACGCUGGCAUUGCUCUUAAAACCUACAUUUCUGUAACAGUAGCAGCCAACCAGAAGGCAGAACAAUACCUCAACACUGAAGAUUCAUCUCUCAAGUGUCUUAUUACUUAAACUUACAAUGUAACUUAUUUUUAUUGAAUCAGUCACCUUUUAAUGCUGAUUACUUUAAGUCCCUGUUUAUGCAAAUGUGAUAUUGAUUGGAAACAGAUGCUAAAGCUGUUUGAGUGGUAGCACCAGACCAAGCAUAAAAAACCUGAGUGUCUCCAGGCCUUUCUCUGAGGAAUGCAAAAAAGAACAAAUGUGUUAUAUAUUUAGAUUAUAUAUUUUUCAAUGAAGCAGUGAUUUUUAUCUGAUUUAUUUAUGAACUUAUGAUGUAUUAUGUUAUACCGUGGCUGUGAUGGAUAUGACCCUCAGACCAGAUAAAGACGACACCCCAUAAUUCACUAAUGUCACUGUUUAUUAUGUGCAAUUUUAUGUUUAAUGAUCUCCUUCAGCACUUAUGCUUCCAAUACUUGAAAAUUUUCAUUGUACAAUUUGAACUGGAGUACUGGGGAGAUAAAUGGGAAUGGCAAGUGAUUUAUUAUUAAACCUUUUGUAAUGCAAUUAAUCAGCAAA